CCGCGGUGCCGCCGUAGUUGGGGGCGGGCCGCGCCGUCCCGCCGGGCGCAUGGAGCGAACGGAGCCGCCCGUUGCCGCCUACGAGCGGCGUGUGCUGCGGAGCGCGGCUCAGCACUGCUACCUGCGGGUCCGCCUGGAGCUGCCCGACGGCGCGGCCCGGCCCGGAGCCCCGCAGCUGAAGCAGCUGGUGGUGACGGCGCUGCGGGAGCUGCACGGAGAGGUUGGAGCCGCUUUGCCUGUCGACGUGUUGGCCUACGAGGAGAAAACACUGUGUGCCAUCCUGAGAGUGAUUAGCAGUGGCCUGGUCAAGCUGUGGAGUGCUCUGACCCUGCAGGGCUUCUACCAGAACAGGCGCUGUGCCUUCCGGGUGCUGCAGAUGUCUCCGUUUCUUCUGGCAUUAGCUGGGGACAGCAGGGAGCUGCUCUUGGACUGAGUGCGGCUGCUUGGACUCUCACAAGUUCCUUGGAAUGUUGCUUCUCUUCAGGCGUGUAAUUCCUAGAGGGCAUUUCCAACACAGACCUUCCACAAAGCCGGUGGUUACCAACCUGCCCUUUGCAUGUCUACAGCUUCAGAAUUUACACAUAAAAGUGGGAGACAAAGCUGAACUCAGCCGAGUUUUUACACAGCACGAUGUUGUUACUUUUUCUCAUUUAACAGGUGACACAAACCCUUUGCAUUUAAGUGAAGAUUUUGCCAAGCAAACUAGAUUUGGUAGAACCGUAGUACACGGGGUUUUGAUCAAUGGACUGAUCUCUGCAGUUCUGGGUACCAAAAUGCCUGGGCAGGGCUGUGUGUUUCUAUCUCAGGACAUUCGAUUUCCAGCUCCUUUGUAUACUGGAGAAGAAGUGACGGCUACAGCAGAAGUGAAACGACUGAGGAGCUCCAUCGCACGCAUUGCGGUAUCGUGUCAAGUCAGACAAAGUGGGAAGACUGUUCUGGAAGGGAUGGUGAACGUCAUGGUGCCAGCAAGUCCCAGCUGUUGAUCUUGUGUUAUUUCGCAGUAAAGGCAGAAAUGUAUGUUUGGUUUUCA
This is a messenger RNA of Coturnix japonica (Japanese quail), 1030 nucleotides long. RefSeq names its product ribonuclease P/MRP subunit p14 (gene RPP14). Lineage: Eukaryota; Metazoa; Chordata; Aves; Galliformes; Phasianidae. The record is from RefSeq and is a predicted model, not a curated record. Gene Ontology annotation, biological process: tRNA 5'-leader removal. Gene Ontology annotation, molecular function: ribonuclease P RNA binding. Gene Ontology annotation, cellular component: nucleolus; multimeric ribonuclease P complex.